CCCGCCCCGGAGCUGGGCUGCGGGGGCUGCCGGGAAGGGAGCGCCGCGCUGCGCCUCGGCCUUGCCGCGGAGCCGGUGCCGCUGCUGGCGGCCCUCGCGCGCUCGCUCCGUCCCCUCAGGGCUCCGAGCAGCCGCCGCCAUGUCGGGAGGCAGCAGCGCCGGGGAGUGGUGCCUGAUGGAGAGCGACCCCGGCGUCUUCACCGAGCUCAUCAAGGGCUUCGGUUGUAGAGGAGCACAAGUUGAAGAAAUUUGGAGCUUGGAGCCAGAAAAUUUUGAAAAACUGAAGCCAGUACACGGGCUCAUUUUCCUAUUCAAGUGGCAGCCUGGAGAGGAACCAGCAGGUUCUGUUGUUCAGGAUUCCAGACUGGAUACAAUAUUUUUUGCUAAACAGGUAAUAAAUAAUGCUUGUGCUACUCAAGCCAUAGUGAGUGUGCUAUUAAAUUGCGCUCAUCAAGACAUCCAUCUAGGAGAGACUUUGUCAGAAUUUAAAGAAUUUUCACAAAGUUUUGAUGCUGCGAUGAAAGGUUUGGCACUAAGCAACUCAGAAGUGAUUCGGCAAGUGCACAACAGUUUUGCCAGACAACAGAUGUUUGAAUUUGAUGCAAAGUCUUCAGCAAAAGAAGAAGAUGCGUUUCACUUUGUAAGCUAUGUUCCUGUUAAUGGACGGCUAUAUGAACUAGAUGGAUUAAGGGAAGGACCAAUUGAUUUAGGUGCGUGCAAUCAAGAUGACUGGAUAAGUGCUGUACGGCCUGUCAUAGAGAAACGUAUACAAAAAUACAGUGAAGGCGAGAUAAGGUUUAAUUUGAUGGCUAUUGUGUCUGACAGAAAGAUGAUAUAUGAACAGAGAAUUGCAGAAUUACAGCGGCAACUUGCAGAGGAGGAGCCUAUGGAUACAGAUCAAAGCAGUAACAUGUUAAGUUCUAUACAGUCAGAGGUUGCAAAAUACCAGAUGUUAAUUGAAGAAGAAAACCAAAAAUUAAAAAGAUAUAAGAUUGAAAAUAUUAGAAGAAAACAUAACUACUUACCUUUCAUCAUGGAAUUAUUGAAGACUUUAGCAGAACACCAACAGUUAAUACCAUUAGUAGAAAAAGCGAAAGAAAAACAGAAUGCCAAGAAAGUUCAGGAGGCCAAGUGAAGAUGACUGCACAAUACAUAUAAUUAUGUGCUUCUGAAACUAUUUUCAUGACAACAAAUAAAACUUUUCAUAAACUCUAAAUUUUGUCCAGCGCACGUUUGACAAUUGUUACAGUUUGUCUUGUACUGUAUGCACGGGUCAAUUUUUUUUCCUCCCCUUGCAUCAUGUGCAUGUAGGGCUACUAAGUAAUGUUUAGGUUCUCUUCAUCAAACUCAGUAUUUAAAAGUCUGAUUUCUGAAAGCUUGAGAAGUGAGCCUAAAACGCAUAAGGAAAAUGUACCCAUUUUGUCCCACGUAAGUUUAUGAUGAUGCGAAUGCCGGAAUUUAAGCAUAAGCAUGAGCUUCCUUUGCUCAUCCCUACUAACAGUUGUUCUGAGCUCAUCCCAACUAUCCAGAUGUUCAGCGACAUGCCCUGUGUCUUUGUUUCUAAGAAGUCCAUGUCUAAUUUUUUUACAAAGUUGAAAAUUAUGAAUUCAGCUGUAGAAACAUUUGCAAAGACCGAUGUAUAAUCUCAAAAGAUCUGCAUUGCUUUAGUAGAAAAGAUAAUAAAUAUUCCCAUUUUUAUUUUGGCAAA
Molecule: messenger RNA, 1708 nt
Organism: Anas platyrhynchos (mallard)
Lineage: Eukaryota; Metazoa; Chordata; Aves; Anseriformes; Anatidae
Gene: UCHL5
Product: ubiquitin C-terminal hydrolase L5
Biological process (GO): ubiquitin-dependent protein catabolic process; protein deubiquitination
Cellular component (GO): cytoplasm; Ino80 complex
Molecular function (GO): proteasome binding; cysteine-type deubiquitinase activity
Source: RefSeq, a predicted model, not a curated record